Messenger RNA from Acaulospora morrowiae, 198 nucleotides. Lineage: Eukaryota; Fungi; Glomeromycota; Glomeromycetes; Diversisporales; Acaulosporaceae. The record is from the annotation of a GenBank genome assembly.
AUGACAGGCCAUGCAAUUUCUAUAAGAACAGCAAGGGGUAAACGUGAAUAUAUACUUCCUAGUAAAUGCUCCGAAACUAUAAUCUUUGGUUGGCACAAACUAUCAAAUCUAGGGCCUCAGUGGCCAAGUGGAAUGCAACUCCAGAAUCUCCUAGUAGACACUCCAAAAAAUUCGGUUGGCUUAAGCUGCCAAAUCUAG